Molecule: messenger RNA, 918 nt
Organism: Thyridium curvatum
Lineage: Eukaryota; Fungi; Ascomycota; Sordariomycetes; Thyridiales; Thyridiaceae
Exons: 1
Coding region: 1-918 (305 amino acids)
Biological process (GO): glutamate metabolic process
Molecular function (GO): D-glutamate cyclase activity
Source: RefSeq, a predicted model, not a curated record
AUGUCGUCCACCGUGACCCAGGCCGCCGUCCCCGCGACGUCCCUCAAGACCGGCCUCGAGGUGCGCCUGGCCGCCCGCAACAAGACCCUCCAAGCACACACCUCCGGCCUGGCGCCGUCCUACAUCCAGGCAAACCUCAUCGUCCUGCCCAGCCGCUACGCCGACGACUUCCGCCUGCUCUGCGCGCGCAACCCCGUCCCCUGCGCCCUCAUCGCCGAGUCCACGACUCCGGGCGCAUUCGCCUCCCUCAAGUCGCACGUCCGCCACCCGGACGGCGACGGCACCUCGGAGCUCCGGCUCGCCGAGGACAUCGACCUGCGGCACGACUUCCCGCGCUACUGCGUCUACCGCGACGGCAAGCUCGCCGAGCAGACGGCCGACCUCGAGGCCGUCUGGACCGACGACCACGUCGGCUUCCUCGUCGGCUGCUCCUACAGCUUCGAGCAGGCCCUCGCCGCCGCGGGCCUGCCGCCCCGGCAGGUGGUGCAGGGCCGCAACGUGGCCAUGUACAAGACCGCGCUGCCGCUGUGCCCGGCGGGCGUGUUCCGCGACUGCACGUACGUCGUGUCGAUGCGCCCCUACCGGGCCGCCGACGUCGAGCGCGUGCGCGACCUGACGCGGCCCUUCGUCUCCACGCACGGCGAGCCCGUCGCCUGGGGCUGGGACGGCGCGAGGCGGCUCGGCAUCGAGGACAUCACGCGCAACGACUGGGGCGACCAGUCCCUGCGCCUGGACGGCGAGGGGCCCUUUGACGAGAGCGAGGAGGGCUACGUCCCCGUGUUCUGGGGCUGCGGCGUCACCCCGCAGAGCGCGGUGGUGGACGCCGGGCUGAGCGGCACGAUCAUGGCGCACGCGCCGGGCUACAUGACGGUGUUGGACGUGCGCGACGAGGACAUGUUUCCCGUGCUGAGGAAGUAG